GAUAGACGCCCCGCUGUGGUCACACCAUCUAUUUUUGACAGCUAUAUUUCACAUUCACAUUUCGCUUAAUCACAUUUACUUUUUAAUUUUACUGUAACCAGAGCCAAAAUGCCGGACGCAGUGCAGCAAAGUUUCGUGCGGAGCUUCAUCGACUACCUGAAAAAGCAGGUGGACGUGAUGUCACCGGACCAGAGUGAAAGCAUUGAGGUGGCUAUCCAGUGUCUUCAGGCGGCCUUUGACGUGGGCGAUGAUGUGGAGGCGGUGCAGGAUUCCGCCAGCCAGGAUCAGGCCACCACACAGAGCAGCACUUCGUGUGCCCCCAGUGGUGAUGCGCUUCCCAGCGGAAGUGCCGCCGUCGCUCCCAAAAACAUUGAUAUGUUCGAGCUCUUCCAGUCGCUGUAUAUCGAACGCAACCCGGAAUCUUUGGCCCUGGCCGAUUCUAUCAAGAACGAGGGCAAUCGUCUCAUGAAGGAGUGCAAGUACAACGAGGCCCUGCUGCAGUACAACAGAGCCAUUACCUUUGAUCCCAAGAACCCGAUAUUCUACUGCAACCGGGCUGCGGCUCACAUCCGACUGGGCGAUAACGAUCGUGCCGUUACCGAUUGCAAGUCCGCCCUGCUGUACAACACCAACUACAGUAAGGCAUACGGCCGCUUGGGAGUGGCCUACUCGAAUAUGGGCAAGUUCGCGGAGGCAGAGCAGGCUUACACCAAGGCUAUUGAAUUGGAACCGGACAAUCCGGACUACAGGAGAAAUCUGGAGGUGGCCAGGAAUGCCAGGAAUCAGCCACCGCAGCUGUCGCAUCUAACGGAUGGUCUAAAUGCUAUGCUGUCGAAUCCCUUAGUGAGGAACCUAUUUGGCAGUGCCGAGAUUGAUAUGGAGCAACUGCGGUCGAUGGCCCAGAAUCCAAUGGUUAUGAAUACAGUUGAUCAGCUAAUUGCCAACAUUGGUCAACCAAAUGCCGGUGCAGGAGGAGCUGCUCCUGGCGGUGGUGGUGCUCCGCCACAGAUUCCGCCAAUGCCUAACGAUAUGCUGCAGCUGUUCCAGACGUUCGCCAAUCAACUGGCGGGAGUUCGGCAGCAGGACGGUCAGCCCAACCCGAAUGCCAAUCCGGGCAACGAGCAACAGCCGGGUAAUCAACCUCCACCGAGCAUCUAGUGGUAGAUUACAGCCUGGAUCGGCCACAACAACAUAGACACAGAUUAAGUUUUUAAGCUGAAACUAUAAUUACUAUAUUUUAUGCUUAUAUUACGCUAUACAUAAAUAUAUUUUUAUUAAUGGUAAUAAAUAUAUACAAAGAAAACGCUGCGAGGCCUUGCAAGUUUAA
Messenger RNA from Drosophila eugracilis, 1327 nucleotides. It is a transcript of the gene Sgt, whose product is annotated as small glutamine-rich tetratricopeptide repeat-containing protein beta. Gene Ontology annotation, molecular function: molecular adaptor activity; protein binding. Gene Ontology annotation, cellular component: membrane; TRC complex. Lineage: Eukaryota; Metazoa; Arthropoda; Insecta; Diptera; Drosophilidae. The record is from RefSeq and is a predicted model, not a curated record. Bases 109 to 1158 code for a protein of 349 amino acids. The transcript has a single exon. Gene Ontology annotation, biological process: post-translational protein targeting to endoplasmic reticulum membrane.